Paramecium pentaurelia is the source of this 1329-nucleotide messenger RNA. The record is from the annotation of a GenBank genome assembly. NCBI's taxonomy places the organism in Eukaryota, Ciliophora, Oligohymenophorea, Peniculida, Parameciidae.
AAUGAAAUCUAAAGUUGAUUCUCAAUAAGAGGAAUCUAAUACAGAUAAUGACUUUUCAGAGAUGUCUGAUACACAAGUAAGAAGAAGAGGUCCAUCUCCAAAAAAGGUUGUUUCUAAGAAUAAAUUACCUAAUUUAGAAAGAAAUGUCCCUAUAAUUAUCAAGAAUAACAACUUUGUGGUAAGAACUAUAUGGACAAUUGUUAUGAUUUUGGGGUUUAUGGGUGUUUUAUGGGCAGGCCACAUUUAUAUUAUUGGAUUGGUCUUGCUGGUUAAUAUUGGAAUAUUUAAGGAAAUUUUAGGAUUAAAAAGAAAUUAUGAGAAAGAGUUGAAUGUUAAAUAUUCUUCUUUAAUAAAUUGGUACUUCUUUGGAAUUGCCACUUUUUUUUGUUAUGGAAAAUUGUUUUAAUCUAAAUUAUCAGAAUAUGCAUUUAAAAUGAAUAUGCUGUCAUUUAUUUUGAAUUAUCAUAAUAUUAUAACUUUUAUGUUAUGGGUGGCAGGAUUUCUAAUAUUUACAUUAUCACUCAAAAAAGGAUAUUAUCGAUAUUAAUUUAGAAUGUUUGGAUGGACACAUAUCACUUUAAUACUUGUAGUUGCAUAAAGUUCAGUCAUGAUUAUGAAUAUUUUUGAAGGUAUUUACAAUAAAUAUCAAUAUUUUUAGGUAUUGUUUGGUUUAUAUUACCAUGUUCUUUAGUAAUAACAAAUGAUAUAUUCGCAUAUAUUUUUGGAGUAUCAUUUGGAAAGACUCCCUUAAUUGAACUAUCACCAAAGAAAACAUGGGAAGGUUUUAUAGGAGGCUGUUUUUCAACAUUAAUUGCAUCUUUUUGUGUAAUAAUUAAUUCAUAACAUAGUUUGCUUAUGUUCUAUAAGGUAGUCAAUAUUUGACUUGUCCCUAACAUUAACUACCCUUUUCUCCUUUUGCUUCAUUAACAUGUGAAAUACCUAGUGUAUUUAUAAGUACAUAAAGAUAAUUACCUUUUUCAAUAUUUGGAUUUGAUUCUAUUUAUUUCAGUGAUUUCUAGAUUCAUGCUAUGGUGUUUAGUUUAUUCACAAGUUUGGUAUCACCAUUUGGUGGCUUUUUUGCAUCUGGUUUUAAGAGAGGUAUUAAAAUCAAGGAUUUUGGUGAUACUAUCCCAGGACAUGGAGGAAUUACUGAUAGAAUGGAUUGUUAAAUAUUAACAGGAAUGUUUUCUUAUUUAUAUUUGCACUAAAUUGUCUUACCAAAAGCAGUAACAUUAGGAACAGUACUCGGUUAUGUUUCCUAAUUAUCUACUAAUCAACAACAAGAAUUAUUUAACUAGCUUAAAUAGACAUUGUAAAUUGGUUAAUGAA